Messenger RNA from Xiphias gladius (swordfish), 1583 nucleotides. RefSeq names its product NOTCH regulated ankyrin repeat protein a (gene nrarpa). Gene Ontology annotation, cellular component: cytoplasm. Bases 607 to 945 code for a protein of 112 amino acids. The record is from RefSeq and is a predicted model, not a curated record. Lineage: Eukaryota; Metazoa; Chordata; Actinopteri; Istiophoriformes; Xiphiidae. The transcript is spliced from 2 exons. Gene Ontology annotation, molecular function: protein binding; phosphatase regulator activity; enzyme inhibitor activity.
CGCAGGGCAGAGACUCACGCGGACCGCACGGAGGACACAGACCGGGGCCACACGGUGGAUUUCUAUCGUUUUCGUCGCUACGGACCCGUCCAUCUGUCACAGACAGCGACAUAUAGCCCAGGACGGGUAGCCAGGAAACAGGUCGGACCGUUUAAGGAAAACCUGCGGGGACCCGGCAACGAGGAGGCUGCCCUGUGGAGACUGUGGCCAUACGUCCAACUUCCCCGAGUGAAGUCGGAGGUGUCUCUCUUCUCCAUCCCCUGCGAUAGGCUACCUGCUGCUGCUACAGAGGGGGAAACUACAUCUAGAGGGACCUGGAUCGUUUGAGAGCACCCUUUAAUGUUUUAGGGGAUUUUAGGAUCUCUCAAAUAUUAACAUUUUUGCACACCGAGUGUGUUAUUUCCUCUCUCGUCCUUUUUGGGAUAUAUACAGUGAUCCUUUUUUUUUCUCUUUUAGUACUUUAAAGUGCCUUAAUAACUGGCUCUAAUCCAGUGUAACUGUGGCAUUGUUACCAGGCAAGAGACGCCCAACAGGGAGAAGACUUUAUUCUCAGCUUUAGAGCCCAGGCAGGAUUACUGGUUCCCCUCCAUCCAGCGAGCUGCAACCAUGAGCCAGGCGGAUGUGUCGACUUGCUCCGCGCCGCAGAGGGUUUUCCAGGAGGCGGUGAAGAAGGGCAACACCAAGGAGCUUCACUCGUUGUUGCAGAACAUGACAAACUGCGAGUUCAACGUCAACUCCUUCGGGCCAGAAGGACAGACGGCCCUCCACCAGUCCGUUAUCGACGGGAACCUGGAGCUGGUGAAACUGCUGGUGAAGUUUGGUGCAGAUAUCCGGCUGGCCAACAGGGAAGGGUGGAGCGCUUUACACAUCGCCGCCUUCGGGGGCCACCAAGACAUUGUGCUAUACCUCAUCACCAAGGCCAAGUACUCCUCUGGCGCCCGGUGAUCUGUCUCUGCUGUCAGGUAAAAUAAGAAAAUAACAAGUAACAAAGCAACAGCAAAAAGUGGAAAAUAAAACUGCAACAGACAGGAAAGCCAGGCUCUUUUAGAAGCAACAAGACAAACUGCCAUCAUCUACAUAGUUGUGCCAAAUUAUAUGAAAAGGAAAUACAAAAUAGGCCUGCACAAUAAUCUUCCCUCACUGUAAACCAAACGGGGCCCUCUCUGCACUCCCGAGCGAAGCACCGCAUGGUCCAUACACGGCGCUUCAACACGAAUCUUUAACAAAAGAAACACCCUUUCGGUGAGUUUGUUGGUACUAAAGCUUUCCUCUUGAAUGUGUAUACUAGAUCGUGUGGUCCACUAUGAAAGAAGCCGGCCUCCGUGUAUCACAUGUGUGUGUUUGGACUCCAGAGUGCAGAUGGCCCAGUUUUUUUUUUUGUUGUUUUUUGUUUUUUUUGUUUUAAAUCCAUGACCUCCCAUCCUCAGUACAGUUUAUUUAUGGGGGGCGCAGAUUUGACCUGUUGCUCUUCAUUGUUCACUUGUAAAACCCUUUUUAAGUUAUUUUUUUAUAUGAAACACGGCACUUGAUGCUACAUGGCUGCAUGCUGGAAUAUCUGAAAGGGAAGACACAUGAACAAGAGA